AUGAAAUGUGAUUUUUGUGAAGAGAAUACUCCAAUCAUAGGUAUUAUUAUAUAUGUUAUUUAUAAGACAUCAUGCGUCAUUCAUUGUUCUUGAAAUACUCUCAGUCUUAAAAUUAUCAUUAUACUAAAGGUAUUAGUGAAAUAUUGCACAAUUAUCGCACAUCUAAUAAUAUUCUUUAUAAGGAUGUAUUACUCUACUAUACAUCAGAAGAACUGCUUUGUAAAGUGUAUAAUUCCACUAUUUUAUAUGACAAAUUGCAAAUGUUGGGUGAGUAUUACAAAGUAUCAAUCAAUUCUAUCCAUAGUUUCACAAUGAUAUACCACGCUUGUUUAUGGUACCAGCCAUUAUACCACUCAAUUAUUACCAUGAUAAAAAGAGAAGAUUAGAGUAUUAUCGAAUUGCCAAACUAAUUGCAAAUGAGAACAAGAACAAUCCUGAUAAACCUCCAAAGGGCAUCGUUGGUGACUCGCCAUUGCCUUAGUCCAGCCAAUAAAUGACGGCUUAAGAGGCGAGUUCCUCUGAUGAAGUAAAACAGCUCCUCAAUCUAGCCGAUAUCUAAAUGUGACAAGAUCCUUGAAGGCAUAAGUUUCAUUGAGACCAAACCCUAAUUUGUCAAUUUCAAAUAGUAACUCUAACAAUACCAAAUAUUGUAAUAAGCAAUUCCAAAUUUCAAAUAUGAAAGUUACAAACCCCAAUUAAAACAAUAAGCAAUAUAAUUAUAAAAACCAAAUAAUCUAGAUAAAUAACAACGUAAAUCUAGUAUUACUAAUAUACUUAAUAUGCUUAAGAACAAAGUUCCAAAAAAAACUAUUAAAAAGAAAAAUUAAUCAAUAAAAUCUGAUCAAUUGCAUAUAGUAUUUAUUAUAGUCUUAUAUUAUCAAUUAGACACCUAGAGAUAUAGAUAUUAAAUCUCCAACUAAUCGCACUCUACUACCAAAUUAAUAAAGAAUUGCAACUCUUUUAAAAUCACCUAAAUGUGUUACUCCAAGAGCACCUCAAUAGAGUCCACAUCUUCCAAAAAAGGUUUAAUAAUUAGAAAUCAAAGUCAUGACUGAUUUAUAAACUCUGCUUGCCAAAAAAUAAACAAGAGAUUCAAAAUAAUAUUGUACUGUCCAUUUUGAUAGUAUAUCGUUGGCUUAAGAUCCUAGAAGUCUUACAUAAAGGUUUGAAUCUGCAAAUAAUUCUAAAGGACAAUUUGCUAAGAAAAAACUCAGUAUUAAAGAACUUAAUUAAUUCAGAAGAGUCAAAAUCUAAGAACCAUUAUCAAAUAGAGAUCCACCUAGAAAAUUAAAUUUUAAAUCUAAAUCUAAUGAUAAACCUUUAAACAUUAAUAUUAGUACUGACCAUAAAAUUAAUUUCUAUCAAUAAGUUUAAUCAGCUAGACAAGCACUAAAUUCAUAAUAAACAACCACAACAUUUAAAUAAGUUAAUGCUUAAUCAUUAUCUUAAUAAAUACAUCAUUAAAAAUCAGCCACUGCCAAAACAUUAGGGAAAUCAAUGAAAUUAACUAAUACCUUAGACUCUCAAAUUUAUAAAGUAGCACUUAAUUAAGCUGUGAAGAAUAUCAGAAGUAGAAAAACAUGA
Messenger RNA from Paramecium pentaurelia, 1584 nucleotides. Lineage: Eukaryota; Ciliophora; Oligohymenophorea; Peniculida; Parameciidae. The record is from the annotation of a GenBank genome assembly.